Hordeum vulgare subsp. vulgare (domesticated barley) is the source of this 1502-nucleotide messenger RNA. RefSeq names its product scopoletin glucosyltransferase-like. Lineage: Eukaryota; Viridiplantae; Streptophyta; Magnoliopsida; Poales; Poaceae. Gene Ontology annotation, molecular function: UDP-glycosyltransferase activity. Bases 18 to 1502 code for a protein of 494 amino acids. The record is from RefSeq and is a predicted model, not a curated record. The transcript has a single exon.
ACAGAGAGCAGCUACCCAUGUCAGUCAAAGACGAGCAGCACCAGCCGCUGCACAUCCUCUUCUUCCCGUUCCCAGCCCACGGCCACCUCAUUCCAAUCGCCGACAUGGCCGCGCUCUUCGCCGCCCGCGGCGUCAGGUGCAGCAUCCUCACGACGCCCGUCAACGCUGCCAUCGUGCGCUCGGCCGUCGACCAUGCCAAUGACGCUUUCGCCGGUACCAACUCUCCAGCCAUCGAUAUCUCCGUCGUGCCUUUCCCUGACGUCGGGCUCCCGCCGGGCGUCGAGAACGGCACGGCCAUUAAAUCCCAGGGCGACCGGGGCAAGUUCUUUCUGGCAGCGCAGCUGCUCCGGGAGCCCUUCGACCGGUUCUUGUUUGACAACCGCCCCGACGCGGUCGUGUCCGACAGCUUCUUCCCGUGGUCCGUGGACGCCGCCGCGGAGCACGGCGUCCCGCGCCUCGCAUUCCUCGGUAGCAGCAUGUUCGCGCUGUCAUGCAUCGACAGCAUGCUGCGGCACAACCCGUUGGCGACUGUCCCAGACGACCCCGACGCCCUCGUUUCCCUGCCGGGGCUGCCGCACCAUGUCGAGCUGAGGCGGAGCCAGAUGAUGGACCCCGCGAACCAGGCGGAACACUGGGGCUGGGCAUUCUUCGAGGGCAUGGACGCCGCGGACCGGAGGAGCUUCGGCGAGGUGUUCAACAGCUUCCACGAGCUCGAGCCGGACUACGUCGAGCACUACCACACGACGCUUGGCCGGCGCGCUUGGCUCGUCGGGCCGGUAGCACUCGCCACCAAGGACAUGGCUGGGAGAGGCACCGACGCGCUCUCGCCGGACGCGGCCAACUGCAUUGGCUGGCUGGACAUGAAGCCGGCCAGCUCGGUGGUGUACAUCUCCUUCGGCACGCUAACCAGUUUCUCGCCGGCGGAGCUGCACCAGCUCGCCCGCGGCCUCGAGCUCUCGGGCAUGAAUUUCCUGUGGGUGAUCGGCGCCGCAGGCCCAGACACUUCAGAGUGGAUGCCCGAAGGCUUCGCCGAGCUGAUGGCACACGGCGACCGCGGGUUCAUCAUCCGAGGCUGGGCGCCGCAGAUGCUCAUCCUGAACCACCCUGCCGUCGGCGGGUUCCUGACGCACUGUGGCUGGAACUCGACGCUGGAGGCCGUGAGCGCCGGUGUGCCAAUGGUCACGUGGCCGCGGUAUGCAGAUCAGUUCAACAACGAGAAGCUUAUCGUGGAGGUGCUCAAGGUGGGCGUUAGCAUCGGAGCCAAGGACUACGCAUCGUGCGUCGAGACCCACGAGGUGAUCGACGGCGAGGUGAUCGCUGAAUCCAUCGGGAGAUUGAUGGGCAACGGCGAGGAAGGCGACGCCAUGCAAAAGAAGGCCAAGGACCUCGGUGGUAAGGCAAGGAGGGUGGUUGAGAACGGUGGAUCUUCGUACAAUGCUGUUGGCCGGCUGAUAGACGAGUUGACGGCCCGCCGAAGUUCCGUCAAGGUUGGAGGAAAGUAG